Adineta ricciae is the source of this 594-nucleotide messenger RNA. NCBI's taxonomy places the organism in Eukaryota, Metazoa, Rotifera, Eurotatoria, Adinetida, Adinetidae. The record is from the annotation of a GenBank genome assembly.
AUGUCGUGCAACUUCUUAGCAAUUUUCUUCCUAUUCCUACUGAAAAUAGUCAAUGUCGGAACAGCAGAAAUUAGCUUUCCAACAGAUUGUAUCUAUGGAUUCACUAAUCCGGCGUAUCCAUCAUUUGUUUUACCUCCACCUCAACCGAACAGUCCUGGCGAUGUACAAUUGAAUUAUAACAAUCCGAUUCGUUUAGGAAAUGGAUCGAAUUUAGCUGCUGGUCAGGGAUGUAAUAGCCGUGGAUUUUCAUACUAUGAACCUGGCUUGGGAAAAUUCUUGAACACAUACAUCGAUGCAGAAGAACGCAAUUCAUCGAUUGUUGAUGUUUUCUACGCAACCAAUCACGACCAAUUAAAUGUACGAACUAUUCAAACCUAUCAAGCCAAUUUGGCUUCAUUUUUGACUGAUCGUAUACUCAAAAUCGACUUAGAUUGCAAUAACGGUCUCCUCGGUUGUGCUUAUUUUACAGUUGGAAAUGGUUCCUACAAUUCAACAGAAAUACCACUUCCCAAUGAAUCAUUGAUUCUGCGACCUACGUUAGCAUCGAUCGUGCUCUUCUGUUGCUGUGUACUUUCAAAAAUUUUUCUAUUUUGA